Messenger RNA from Leptinotarsa decemlineata (Colorado potato beetle), 1047 nucleotides. Its product is annotated as ubiquitin-conjugating enzyme E2Q-like protein 1. NCBI's taxonomy places the organism in Eukaryota, Metazoa, Arthropoda, Insecta, Coleoptera, Chrysomelidae. The record is from RefSeq and is a predicted model, not a curated record.
UUAGCAGCGGUUAGGAAAUAGUUCUCUUUCAAACAUAUCGUUAGUGAACCAUUUGCAAAAUUCAACGUUUUUACAUUGGCAAGCAGAGUUUACCACUAGCAGCUGCUGUUGGCAACACUUAUGAAAUGUUGAGUGUUUUUGUUCAUUUUUGUAAAAAAAGAAAUAACCUUUUGUACGGUGAUUGUGUGGUUGAGUUUUUAAUAUAGAUAAGGAUUCUAAAAUCUGACACAACAAUAGGAAGAAUGAGUAACUUACAGGAGAGACUUUUCUGCAUAAGCAAGAGGGAAGGUACUUCACCUGGGAACAAUUCAGGAGUAAGAGCUAGUGAGGAUGAGUACCGUAAAAAAACAGUGAGAGAAAGAAGAGUUACGAAGGAACUCCGCGACCUCCAAAGCCGCCAGAAUUCGGACUCUGACCCCUCUUUCACUGUAGACUUAGUAAAUGGUAACCUCUUCCAGUGGGAGGUCAAGCUUUUCAAAGUGGACCGCGACAGCGACUUCGGCAAAGACAUGGAACACUUCGGUGUGUCCCACGUCCUCCUCCAAUUGAGUUUCCCUGAGAACUUUCCCUUCUCCCCGCCCUUGAUGACCAUCCAAUCCCCUACGAUAAAGAAUAGUUUCUUCAUGGAUUGCGGAAUCGUUCGUUUGGAAAUUCUCAACCCCCAAUGGUGGACCCCUGCUUAUACUGUAGAAGCAAUCAUAAUGCAGUUUGCUGCUUGUUUGGCGAAAAGUAAUGCACGGAUCCAGCAGGUUCGAAAAGAGGAGCGUGCUGAAAACAGCUUCUGGAUUUUUUUUGAAUAUUAUUUCAAGCAUGGGUUGGAGAUCGAUUGAAUGACAAUGUCAUUGUAUCCUAGAUUCUGUUGAACAUACUGUCCAGAUAGUUUGUAAUUUUUCUGCUUUAUUGACAGUAGUUGUUUUGAGUAGGUUUCUCAACGUUUUUAAGACACAAUUUAGUAAUAUCUUUUGGGGGUCAAUCAUCAGGAAUAAAUUAUGUGUUGUAGAGAAACUCGCUCAAAAUAAAUGACAGUUUAAAACUCCAAAAAAACAA